GUCCAUCAAACUUUCCAAGAGAACUCAUCAAGAUACGUCCCUCUUACAAACAAAAAUUGUAGCAUUACUCAUCAAGAGAAGUCUAGUUUUUAUUUCUAAUGCAACGAUGACCACUGUGACAAAGUUAAAUUUGUUAUUACUAGAGUACCAUCGCUGCCCACCGCCGUUGAGGAGCUGCUUCCUAGGGAAUAUAGAUGUCUGUAGUCCAUACAUCGUGAAGGAUUUUGGGCGAAUCGGGCUGAAACCAUGCAGGGCGUUUAGGUCACAGAAUGGAAGUGAAGAAGUUGGAUUUGAGAAGAAAAUUAAGUAUUGGUGGCAAUCGCGAAAAGGUAUUAAUAAUCUGGUUAGGCGUUUCAGGUUUGCUCUUCGGAGCGGCUCUAAACCCAGAUUAAGGUCAGAUAUUAAACUUAGGGAAGCUUUGGAGAAAUUGGAGGAGAACUUAUUCUUGUGGGCUCUGUACUUUGGGAGAUUUGUGGUAACGAUGAUGAGUACCGGAGCCAUAUUGUUUAUAGGAUUUCAAUUAUCAGGUGGGGAUGAGCAGAUGAUUGAAGUGAUAUGGUAUAGUUGGCUUGGAGGAAUCAUCAUUGGGACAAUGGUUGGGUGCAAUAUGGUAUUGGAGGAAGCCAGUCGAGCUGGUUCGCGAAAUGUUGUAAUAACCGGAAGUACACGGGGAUUAGGGAAAGCUCUGGCUCGGGAGUUCUUACUUUCUGGAGACCGUGUUGUUAUUACCUCUCGCAGCCCAGAAUCAGUAGAUAUGACUAUCAAAGAGCUCGAAGAUGACCUAAAUCAAAUCGUGAGAACUACAGCAGGCUUAUAUAAGAAAAAGUGGGCACAUGCAAAAGUGCUGGGAAUUGCAUGUGAUGUCUCUCAACCUGAAGAUGUUAGGAAACUGGGAAGGUUUGCAGUUGAUGAGCUUGGUACCAUUGACAUUUGGGUAAACAAUGCCGGGACAAACAAAGGGUUCAGGCCUUUACUGGAUUUCACUGACAGCGACAUUCAAGAAAUAGUGUCAACAAACCUUAUAGGAUCUAUUCUUUGCACUCGAGAAGCGAUGCGGAUCAUAGGAUCUCAGAGUAAAGUGGGUCACAUAUUCAAUAUGGACGGUGCUGGUUCUGGAGGGUCUAGCACUCCUCUGACUGCUGUGUAUGGGUCAACAAAAUGUGGUCUGAGGCAGCUUCAAUCAUCACUGUUCAAGGAGUGCAAGCAAUCAAACAUUGGAGUGCAUACUGCCUCCCCUGGGAUGGUUCUGACCGACUUGCUUUUGAGUGGAUCAAGUGUUAAAAACAAGCAGGUAUUCAACAUCGUAUGUGAGCUCCCGGAGACUGUUGCUCGAAAUCUGGUGCCGCGGAUGCGGACUGUAAAAGGAAAUGGGAAGGCUAUAAACUACUUGACCCCGCCAAAGAUAUUGAUUGCUUUGGUUAGUGCAUGGCUAAGGCGAGGUCGUUGGUUUGAUGACCAGGGAAGAGCAGUGUAUGCUGCGGAGGCAGAUAGAGUCCGAAACUGGGCGGAGAGCGGUGCGCGAUUGCCAUUCCGAGAUGCCAUGGAGAUGAUGUACUCUGAGGAUACUUGGAUUUCUCUCUUUUCUCUUUCUGUCCUCUGCGCUUUUAUCAUCCUCUCUACCACCACCACCAAGUAUCCUGGCACCUAGAUUAUUGCUAACUAGAUUGAUUAUGAUGUGAUACGAAGUUUAAAGCUUUUGUGCUGCCGCCACUGUGUUUUAGCAAUAUUUAGUCAUAAUGCAGGUUACAAAUCAUCACCUUUUGUAGUUUUGUACAAAUUCCAGAAACCUGAACACACACCAGAAACAUUCAAAUUCAUAAAAUAUCAUUCGUGCUUCCACUCCUUGAUGAUCC
Molecule: messenger RNA, 1853 nt
Organism: Cuscuta europaea
Lineage: Eukaryota; Viridiplantae; Streptophyta; Magnoliopsida; Solanales; Convolvulaceae
Source: the annotation of a GenBank genome assembly